This is a messenger RNA of Echinostoma caproni, 246 nucleotides long. The record is from the annotation of a GenBank genome assembly. Lineage: Eukaryota; Metazoa; Platyhelminthes; Trematoda; Plagiorchiida; Echinostomatidae.
GAACGAUCUUCGGCCAAAAUAGCCCAGUACAAACUGACCAGUACGGUCAUGCUGUGGCUUCAAACACAACGUGAUCAAGCUGGCUAUUUUAACCUGGGCGGUAGCCUAACACGAUUCAUCGAACGUGACGGACCAUUGGGUGAAGCUGGUGUGCCAAUCACCACCUCGCAUAUUGCCAACAUUGGUCGAAUGGUUGAGGUUACUGGUCUCGUCAUUUCGGUCUAUCCGAACCCUGGUGUUUUUUAA